AUGGCUCCCACAAUGGUCUCAGAAGACCGGCUGACGUCUGGUCACCGGAUGUCGCACCCACCGCCCGGAGACGAAGUCUUCAUCACCGGUAUAUCUGGAUACUUUCCCGAUUCCGAUUCUAUUAUACACUUACAAGAAAAUUUGUAUAAAAAGGUGGAUCUCGUAUCAGGGGACGAUCGUCGCUGGAAGCUGUCUCACCCUGAGAUCCCGCAGCGUACCGGCAAAAUCAACCAUAUCGAGAAAUUUGACGCCUCCUUUUUUGGGGUGCACUUCAAGGAGACGCACACCAUAGAUCCUAUGUGUAGAAUCCUUAUGGAGAAAACAUACGAAGCUGUCAUUGACGCUGGUAUGAAUCCACAAGAACUGCGCAACACUAAGACUGGCGUUUUCAUUGGCUCUUGCUUCUCGGAAUCCGAGAACACAUGGUGGUACGAAAAAAUGCAGGUCAAUGAGUUCGGUAUCGCUGGCUGCUCGCGAGCCAUGCUAGCAAACCGAAUUUCCAACUGGCUUGGAGUUACCGGACCUUCCUAUACUAUAGACUCGGGAUGCUCAAGUUCCCUCUACACGUUUGAACACGCGUUCAAAGCUAUUCGUGAUGGCCAUUGUGAUGCAGCAAUUGUCGGAGGAUCGAAUUUGUGCCUCCAUCCUUACGUGUCUAUGCACUUCUUCAGAUUAGGCGCACUAUCACCUGAUGGAAUAUGCAACAGUUUCGACAAUUCUGCAAAUGGGUACGCCCGUUCUGAAGCAGUUGUCGUUUGUUUUUUGCAGAAGGCUAAAGAUUCAAGAAGAGUCUAUGCCCAAGUUGUUCACGCAAAGACUAACUGUGACGGGUAUAAAGAGCAAGGUAUCUCCUACCCUUCUGGUGACAUGCAGAGGGUACUGAUCAGUGAAUUUUAUGAGGAAUGUUCUAUUCAACCCAGCGCCCUAGAAUAUUUAGAAGCACAUGGAACAGGUACGAAAGUAGGAGACCCCGUCGAGCUGAACGUUAUUGGGGACAUCUUCUGUACUGGCAGAUCGGAUCCUCUUAUGAUCGGAUCUGUUAAGUCUAAUUUGGGACAUAGUGAACCGGCGUCUGGUCUUUGUUCUAUUGCAAAGCUCUGCAUCGCAUAUACAACGGGUUACAUUCCUCCAAAUAUUAAUUACAAAGUUCCAAAAGAAGGGGUACCAGCCCUCAAGGACGGAAGACUCAAGGUGGUAACGGAGAAGCAGCCCUGGGGUCGUGGAAUGACAGGUGUCAACAGCUUCGGCUUUGGGGGUGCCAACGCUCACAUCUUGCUCAAGAAUGUCGCGAGAUCGAAGGUUAACAAUGGAAUACCCUCUGAUGAGUUACCGAGAUUGGUCUGCGUGUCAGGUCGCACUGAAUCGGCUGUGGCUAAGAUUUUAGAUGACCUUGAAGCGAAGACUGUUGACGUUGAACUCGUUAGACUUUUACAUGCUAUACAUGAUGAUGACAUCAAAGGCCAUGCGACUAGAGGAUACACUUUAUUGGGUUCGACACCUACAAAGACCGUGGCACUAGCUCGGAAUAUCCAACACUUCUACGGUGCCCGUCGCCCAGUGUGUUUUGUAUACUCUGGUAUGGGUUCUAAUUGGACAGAAAUAGCGUCUCAGCUCAUGAGGGUACCUGUAUUCGCGGCUACUAUUGACAAGUGCCAGAAGGCUUUAUCGCCAAGUGGUAUUAACUUGACGAAGCUUAUAAUGCAUCCCGACACAAAGACAAACGACAACAUCGUCAACUCCUUCGUCGGUAUCGCCGCUGUUCAGAUCGGUCUCACAGAUGUCCUCAAAGCUGUUGGAAUUGAACCCGACUUCAUUAUUGGUCACGGUCUAGGUGAAUUAGGAUGCGCUUACGCAGAUGGCUGUUUGACAGCGGAACAAGUGAUUCUCUCUGUAUAUUAUGUAGGUCUAGCUUCUAUCGAGACUCCAUACAUUAAGGGAUCGAUGGCUGUUGUGGGUCUUGGAUAUAAUCAUGUUAAUUUAUUACUUCCACUUGAACUCGAAGUCGCCUGCCAAAAUGGACCUAACUCCAGUACAAUUACUGGACCAGCAAAUAUAAUGAGAACGUUUGUCGCCAAACUGGUUGCGCAAGGAAUCUAUGCUGAAGAUAUAACCUGCUAUAAUAUCGCCUACCAUUCGCGAUACAUCGCUGAAGUUGGACCAAGGCUUCUUAAAUAUUUGAAGCAAGUAAUUCCAGCACCAAAACAACGUUCGGUGCGCUGGUUUUCCACUUCUAUACAACAGGCCUCGUGGAAAGAUCACAAGGCUGAGAUGUCUUCACCUGAAUACCACACUAACAAUUUCUUGAGUCCAGUGCUCUUCGAGACGACGGCUCGUUUAAUCCCUGAAAACGCUAUCGCAAUAGAGAUAGCUCCACAUGGCCUCCUACAGAAAAUUUUGUCUGGAUUCCUUAAGAAGGAUAUCAUCAACAUUUCUCUUACUGAGAGUAACCAGGACAACGUAAAGGUCCUCUUCACGGCUUUAGGCGAAUUGUACAAAGCUGGUUUGAAUCCGCAUCUAGCAAACGUUUACCCGACUAUAAAUUUUCCCGUAUCGCAAGGAACUCCAAUGCUUUCACACCUCGUAGAAUGGGAUCAUAUCGAGGACUGGUACUUCACAUCAUACGGAACCCAAACUAAAAUGAAAUCUGGUGAGAGAACGGUGAAAAUGUCUAUUAAUGAUGAAAAUUACGAUUACAUGGUCGGGCACGUCAUUGACGGUCGUAAUUUGUACCCUGCAACCGGCUAUUUAUUGAUGGUGUGGGAGAGUCUUGCUAUGAUGAUGGGAAAGCUGUUUACAGAAGUAUCCGUGGUGUUCGAGAACGUUCGAUUCCAAAGAGCUACUAAUAUCCCCAAAGGUGGGAAGUUAGAGUUCAUUGUUGCGAUCCAGAGAGGGAGUGGACAAUUCGAGGUUGUUGAAAGUGGAGCAUCCAUUGUGACUGGACGUAUAUACGCCGAGAAGAAUAUUGGACAAGAAAAUUGUUCGCUCCCAGUUGAAUCUGAUUCCUCUGGGUCCAAUGAUAAUCAUCUGCUUACAAAGGACUUCUACAAGGAGUUACGUCUAAGAGGCUACCAGUACAGUGGCCUCUUCCGAGGCGUACUUGGAUGUAAUGUGGAGGGUACCCGUGGCCGCUUGGCUUGGGUCGAAAACUGGGUCACCUUCAUGGACUGCAUGCUGCAGAUGAAGAUAAUCGGUGAAGACACCAGAGGACUCUUCGUGCCCACGAGGAUUGAGAAGCUAAGCAUAGAUGUAAAUAUGCAUUAUGACGCUUUAUCCAAAAUGAACGCAGAUCCUACGAAAAAGUCGUUGGAGAUAAGAGUGUAUCCAUAUCUUGAUAGUAUUAGUGCUGGUGGUGUGAAAAUUCGAGGUUUACACGCGACACCAAUUUCAAGAAGGAUUCCUCUUGGUGUUCCAGUUUUAGAAAAGAACGUAUUCAUUCCGAAUUAUGGAAAGUCUAAAAUGAAGAUUGAAGACAUUCUCAGAAGCAAUGUUCAGCUUGUACUCGAAAACAUACAAAUUUAUAAAGUGAAAAGUAUUGAAAUUGUUGAUGAUCAAUAUAAAACUAACGGGCUAGAACCAAUUUUAGAUAAAGUAGCAGACGUAUUAGGUGAUCUACCUCUAGUGCAAGCUGAUUUGACUAUUAUUUCUGAGGAUCCAAUUGAAAUGCCAUCAAACAUUUCUGUGGAAAAUAAAAAAUUGAUUGGAGAAAACAAUACACUUAUAAUCAUUGGUGCUAAUCUACUUCAGAGACCUGAAAUACUUAGAAAUGCGUUAACAGCUCUUCGCGACAAAGGAUUUAUAAUGAGCCGAGAGACAAAACCCGUUAAUCCAAAAGAUUUUUCUGAUAAAUACGACAUUAUUACCAUAUACAAUACUGGAUUCGAAUACAUAGUCCUCUUCCGAAAGCGACUUGGUGCAAAACUGGCUAAAUUCGUCAAAAUUGACUCGGCUGAUCAGACGUAUGCUUGGAUAGAUAAAAUUAAGGAAGAACUAGAAGUAGGACAAAAAGUGGUUGUAUAUAGUCAAAAUGAUUGCAUGAAUGGACUAUUAGGUCUCAUUAACUGCCUGAGAAAGGAACCUAGUGGAGUUAUAGUCUAUGGUCUAUUAAUUUCCGAUCCGUCGGCACCGCCAUUCAAUCCAGAUUUAGAAUUUUAUGAAAAGCAGUUGGAUAAGGAUUUGGCUAUAAAUGUUUACCAGGAAGGACAAUGGGGAACGUAUCGUCACUUACUUCUGGGUGAUUUGGAUACGGUCCAGUCACACCAUGCCUUCGUGAACACAGUCACUAUUGGAGACCUGUCUUCACUGAGUUGGCUGGAGGGACCGAUCAGAGAGAAUCCAGUGAUUACGAACCCAGAUAAUAUAUUAAUAAAUGUAUACAGCGCAGCUUUAAAUUUCCGCGAUGUGAUGACGGCUAUGGGACGUGUGUCGGUCGACGCCGUCGCGAAAGGUAGACUUGCCCAAGAGUGCGUGCAAGGGUUCGAGGUCGUUGGCAGAACUUGCAACGGUACCAGAGUUAUGGCCAUGGUGAGGAACUCCGGUAUGUCUAACAUGGUGAUAGCAGAUAGGGAGCUUUUAUGGGGAUUCCCUGACGAAUGGACUUUCGAAGAGGCUGCAAGUGUGCCUGUCGCAUAUGGAACUGUAUACUAUGCUUUAAUAAUGGUUGGCAAAAUGCAAAGAGGAGAAUCAAUAUUAAUCCAUGCCGGUUCUGGAGGUGUUGGUCAAGCUGCUAUCAACGUUGCUCUUCGUUAUGGAUGCGAAGUAUUCACUACUGUUGGUACUCCGGAGAAACGAGCCUUUAUCAAGAGACUUUUCCCUCAACUUAAAGAUAGUCAUAUCGGUAAUUCUCGUGACACGUCCUUUGAAGACAUGAUCAGGAAAGAAACGAAUGGAAAGGGAGUUGAUGUGGUCCUUAAUUCACUUGCCGAUGAGAAAUUACAGGCUUCCGUUCGUUGUCUCGGCUACCGCGGGCGCUUCCUAGAAAUCGGAAAGUUUGACAUCUUCAACAAUACGCUUAUUGGAAUGUACUUUUUCUUCAAUGAGAUAUCCUUUCACGGAAUAAUGUUGGACUCCGUUUUUGACCAAAGCCACGAGUUUAGAAAGACUCUUCAAGAUCUACUGUUAUGUGGUAUCGAAAGCGGUGCUGUCCGUCCGCUUACACACUGCACUUUCGAGAAGAAUCAAAUCGAGAGCGCCUUUAGAUACAUGGCCGCUGGAAAACAUAUUGGAAAAGUGAUUGUUAAAAUUCGUGAUGAAGAACGAAACAGUAAUCUAACAAAAUCGAAGAGUAUACGAAUGGAAGCUGUCCCUAGAUAUACUUGUGAAGAAGAGUUAGUGUACAUUGUGGUGGGCGGUCUCGGAGGUUUCGGUUUGGAACUAGCAGACUGGCUUAUCAUGAGGGGAGCCAGAAGGGUGCUACUUACCUCAAGGCGAGGAAUCAGUAAUGGUUACCAAUUAUCACGUUUGAGAGCUUGGGCGGGUUAUGGAGCUGAUGUAAAAAUUUCAACACAUGAUGUAACAACGGAGGAAGGAUGUGAACAAAUGUUGAAGAUGGCGAACGGUAUGGGAGCAGUCGAGGCGAUAUUCAACUUGGCAGUGAUAUUGAAAGAUUGCCUCUUCGAGAAUCAGACUCCUGAUUCGUUUAGGAUAUCUUUCGCCCCGAAAGCACUGGCUACGAUGAAUUUGGACAAUAUAUCACAAAAAAUGUGCCCAAAAUUGAAGGACUUUGUGAUAUUCUCAUCUGUAUCUUGCGGUCGCGGAAAUAUCGGCCAGACUAACUACGGCUUUUCUAACUCCGUUAUGGAGAGGAUAUGCGAACAGAGAAAAGAGCUCGGCCUGCCCGCGCUUGCCGUACAAUGGGGUGCCGUCGGUGACGUCGGUCUCGUAGCAGAUAUGCAAGAUGAAGACGUCCAAUUGGAAAUCGGUGGAACUUUACAGCAAAGGAUUUCCUCCUGUCUGCUGUCUCUCGACAAAUUCUUGAAACAGGAUGCCGUUAUAGUGUCCUCUAUAGUGGUAGCCGAAAAGAAGGCUGGGGAUUCUGGGUGUGGAAGCAUUGUGGAUGCGGUUGCUCAGAUUGUUGGUGUUAUGGAUCUGAAGAGAGUUUCUCAUCAAGUGCCUCUGGCGGAACUGGGUAUGGACAGUAUGAUGGCGGUUGAGAUCAAACAGACCUUAGAGCGAGAAUAUGAAAUAUUCUUAACAGCACCAGAUAUCAGAACCUUAACAUUUGCGAGAUUGGUAGAAAUAUCAGCUCAAAAAGACGCAACAUUACCAAUAUCAGAGUCCGUACAACAUUCCGCUCCAGCUGAAGGAAGUGGUCUUCAACUCCUUAUGAGGAACUAUGGUGAUGAAAUCACAGCAUCUGAACCUUUCAUAUACAUGCCCUCUUUAGUUAGUGAUGGCCAUGCGACUGACGUAGCAGGUUACGAAACGGAGUUGAUAAUGUUCAUGCUGCCCGGUAUAGAAGGUUUUGCUGAGGCUAUGGCGACCUUAUGUCGUAGGCUUAAAAUUAAGAUUUGCGUCCUGCAGUUCGCCAAUAAUGAGGAGAAAUGGGAUACCCUGGACUCUUUAGUCAAUAGGUUACACAAGAUAGUAAAAUCAAGAUUAGUUCCUGGAACUCCAUACAUACUCCUUGGGUACAGUUUCGGUACCUUACCCGUGUUGAAAUUGGCGAGCCUAUUGGAAAGCGAAGAUCACAGAGGUACGAUAUUCUGCUUAGACGGCAGUCCCGAUUACCUCUACGCGACACUUACAAAUACAAUGACUGUCAAAAGUGAUACUCAGUUACAGAACAGUCUGAUUUGUAAAAUCAUUAAUAUGGUCGCCGCGAAGAAUGAAGUCAGCAGAACACUCAUGGAGAAACUCGAGGAGAUCGAAUCAUACGAAGAGAGAAUAAAAUAUGCUUUAAAAUUAAUUCCUGGACAAAAUAAAUAUUCAGAUAAAUUUAUAGAAUCUAUUGUCAAGGCAUGUUUUGAUCGUUUCAAGAUGAUCCUCAAUCAACACGAAUUAAAGAAAGUUAAAGCUCCUAUAAUUUUAUUGCGUCCCAAGAAAAAUCCACCAUACUUGCAGAUCGAGGAGAAUUAUGGUCUAAACAAACUGACCGAUGGUCCAGUGAUGGUACACCUCGUCAACGGUGACCAUAUAAGUAUAAUUGAGAAUAAGGAUUGUGCGAAUAUUAUCAAUAGAGUUUUAGCUAAACAAGAUAAUACGAACACGGUCACGAAUAUUAUAACAAGAAUGGUCGAAUAA
Molecule: messenger RNA, 7239 nt
Organism: Vanessa atalanta (red admiral)
Lineage: Eukaryota; Metazoa; Arthropoda; Insecta; Lepidoptera; Nymphalidae
Product: fatty acid synthase-like
Exons: 40
Coding region: 1-7239 (2412 amino acids)
Biological process (GO): fatty acid biosynthetic process
Molecular function (GO): oxidoreductase activity; phosphopantetheine binding; 3-oxoacyl-[acyl-carrier-protein] synthase activity
Source: RefSeq, a predicted model, not a curated record